Hippoglossus stenolepis (Pacific halibut) is the source of this 2323-nucleotide messenger RNA. It is a transcript of the gene ddx5, whose product is annotated as DEAD (Asp-Glu-Ala-Asp) box helicase 5. The record is from RefSeq and is a predicted model, not a curated record. Gene Ontology annotation, biological process: alternative mRNA splicing, via spliceosome. Bases 123 to 1997 code for a protein of 624 amino acids. Lineage: Eukaryota; Metazoa; Chordata; Actinopteri; Pleuronectiformes; Pleuronectidae. The transcript is spliced from 13 exons. Gene Ontology annotation, molecular function: RNA helicase activity; RNA binding; ATP binding. Gene Ontology annotation, cellular component: ribonucleoprotein complex; nucleus; cytoplasm.
UUUCCACAUUACCGGCAUUCAACUCCGCUGCCGGUCGCAUAUUUUUUAGGCGUCGGUAAAAAAAAAAACCUCGCUGAAGCUGAAUUUAUCUUUAUUUUUUUAUUGAAUCCGCUGUUAUUGAAAUGCCUGGAUACUCCGACAGAGACCGCGGCCGCGACAGAGACAGAGGCUAUGGCGGAGGCGGAGGACCUCCUCGCUUUGGCGGCAACCGCGGCGGUGGAGGCGGCGGCGGGGGAGGAAAGUUCGGGAACCCCGGUGAACGGCUCCGUAAGAAACACUGGAACAUGGACGAGCUCCCCAAGUUCGAGAAGAACUUCUACCAGCAGCACCCGGACGUCGACCGCAGGCCACCGCAAGAAGUGGAGCUGUACAGGAGGACCAAAAUCAUCACAGUGAAGGGGAGAGACUGCCCGAACCCCAUCGCCAAGUUCCACGAGGCCAGCUUUCCCACUUAUGUGAUGGAUGUGAUCACCAAAAUGAACUGGACCGACCCGACACCCAUCCAGGCUCAGGGAUGGCCUCUGGCGCUUAGUGGCAAGGACAUGGUCGGCAUUGCUCAGACUGGCUCUGGCAAAACUCUUUCGUAUCUGUUGCCCGCCAUCGUGCACAUCAACCACCAGCCGUUCCUGGAACGUGGCGAUGGGCCCAUUUGUUUGGUGCUGGCCCCCACCCGUGAGCUGGCUCAGCAGGUGCAACAGGUGGCUGCAGAAUACGGUAGAGCUUCUCGCCUGAAGACCACCUGUAUCUACGGCGGCGCACCUAAAGGACCACAGAUUCGUGACCUGGAAAGAGGUGUGGAGAUUUGCAUCGCCACUCCGGGCAGACUCAUUGACUUCCUGGAGGCUGGAAAGACAAAUCUCCGUCGUUGCACAUAUCUGGUGCUGGAUGAGGCCGACAGAAUGCUGGACAUGGGCUUCGAACCACAGAUCCGAAAAAUCGUUGACCAAAUCAGGCCUGACCGUCAGACUCUGAUGUGGAGUGCUACUUGGCCCAAAGAGGUUCGUCAGCUUGCAGAAGACUUCCUGAAGGAAUAUGUCCAGAUCAAUGUCGGGGCUCUGCAGCUCAGUGCCAACCACAACAUCCUGCAGAUAGUCGACGUCUGCAAUGACGGGGAGAAGGAGAACAAACUGAUCCGUCUGCUUGAGGAAAUCAUGAGUGAGAAGGAGAACAAAACCAUCAUCUUUGUUGAGACAAAGAGGCGAUGUGAUGACCUCACCAGGAGGAUGAGACGUGAUGGGUGGCCAGCUAUGGGAAUCCAUGGAGAUAAAAGCCAACAGGAAAGAGACUGGGUUCUCAAUGAGUUCAAAUAUGGAAAGGCUCCAAUUCUUAUUGCUACAGAUGUUGCUUCCAGGGGUCUAGAUGUUGAAGACGUGAAAUUUGUCAUCAACUUUGACUACCCCAACAACUCAGAGGACUAUAUCCACCGCAUUGGCAGAACAGCUCGUAGUCAAAAGACUGGAACCGCUUAUACCUUCUUCACUCCCAACAACAUGAGGCAGGCCAGCGACCUCAUCGCUGUGCUCCGCGAGGCCAACCAGGCGAUCAACCCCAAGCUCCUCCAAAUGGCAGAAGACAGAGGAGGUCGUUCAAGGGGAGGCCGAGGUGGUGAUUUCCGGGACAGGGAUAGGUAUUCCUCUGGAAGGCGUGAUUUUGGCAGUUUUAGGGAUAGGGAUAAUGGUAGAGGGUUUGACAACGGACCAAAUAAAUUUGGCACAAACACACAAAAUGGAGGCUAUGGGAACAGUACUGGCAACGGCAGUGGCAAUGGCUACGGUGGAGGCAGCUUCACUGGUAACGGACAGUCCAACUUUACUGGCAACCAAACUGGGGCCUUUGGAGCCCAGACCACCUUCCAGGCUCCGCAGUUUGCCCCCGUUAAGGCCGGCGCUCCGAACGGCGCAAGUCACCCCCCGUUCCCCUUCCCCCCGGCACAGGCGCCACAGCAGCAUCCUCCUCCACUGGUGCCGUACGCCAUGCCUCCUCAGUUCACUCAGUAAACGCACCACACACACUUGAAAAGUAAUUUAUUGCUUUUUUGUCCUGUUAAAUUCUAUAGAUCCAGAUUUUUUUGUAUUUACAGAACAGGGUUACAAACAACUUGGACCUCUGUCAAGCCUUUUAUGAUCUGCAGUGCAGCAAUAGCGACGCUGCACCCUUCUUUUCCUCUUACUAUUUAAUUUGUUACAUUCCUUUAGUAAUAUGUUAUGUUUUGUACUAGGUAAUUACAAUUGUACUGGUUUUUCACGUGUUUCCUUGAAAGUGAUGUUAAGCUCCUACCCUGGAAGUGCACUGCAUGAUCUUUCAAAUAAAACAUAAAAAUAAA